AUGUGCCACCGCAUCUCUCUGUCAAUAAUGGCCCUCACCAAACCUUCGCGCCCCCCAUCCCCCUCGCGCCCACCAUCCCCCUUCCCUGGCCACCCCCCACCCCACGCACUCCCACCCCACUGCUCCAAACAUGCCUCCCUCGUCUCCUGCCUCGCUGCAGCACGCCUCCUCCUCCAUCCCGCUCGUCGAUCUGCGUGCCGAGUACGCCGUGCACGGCCAAGCCAUCUCUUCAGCGAUCACAGCAGUCGCCGCGCGCGGCUCAUUCAUCCUCGGUCCGGAAGUAGCCGAGCUCGAGGCCGCCCUCUCCAGCUAUGUCACUCCCCCCGAAACCGAGCACCCCGUCCACUGCAUCGGCGUGUCCGACGGCACCACCGCCCUGCAACUCUGCCUGCAGGCCCUGCGCAUCGGCCGCGGACACGAGGUUGUCACAGUCCCCUUCACCUGGAUCUCGACGCCUGA
This is a messenger RNA of Chondrus crispus (carragheen), 459 nucleotides long. RefSeq lists its product as hypothetical. The transcript has a single exon. NCBI's taxonomy places the organism in Eukaryota, Rhodophyta, Florideophyceae, Gigartinales, Gigartinaceae. Bases 1 to 459 code for a protein of 152 amino acids. The record is from RefSeq and is a predicted model, not a curated record.